GAACACGUGACAGGGAAGAAAAGAAGAAGGGGAAAAAAAAAAAAAAAACAGGAGGAAGAGAGAUAAAGGGGAAAAAUAAACAACGGGAAUAUCGUCCGCCUGACCAGAGGAGGGGGUCUUUAUCUGCAGUUCAUUUGGAGAGACAAAGACUGAAGAAGGUUGGGGGACAUGUUGAAAUGUCAGCUCCAGAUGUGAUGGGUGGACAGUGGUGGAUGUCAGCUGGAUAUGAGAUGAGGAGCACGUAAAUAAAGAAUCGACUGAGGAAAAAGAGGAGAGGAGAAGAUGAAGCUGAACGAACGCAGCGUGGCGCACUACGCCACCUGUGACUCACCGCCAGACAAGACAGGCUUCCUGUUCAAAAAGGGGGAGCGCAACACGGCUUAUCACCGGCGCUGGUUUGUCCUGAAGGGUAACAUGCUCUUCUACUUCGAGGAGCGCGACAGCCGAGAGCCCAUCGGGGUCAUCGUCCUCGAAGGAUGCACCGUGGAGCUGUGCGAGUCGGCCGAGGAGUUCGCCUUCGCCAUCAAGUUUGACUGUGCCAAAGCGCGGGUGUACAAGAUGGCCGCUGAGAACCAAGCAGCCAUGGAGUCAUGGGUAAAAGCGUUGUCGAGGGCUAGCUUCGAUUACAUGAGGCUGGUGGUGAAGGAGCUGGAGAGGCAGCUGGAGGAGAUCCAGGAGGCUGCAGGAGGUGGGGGUCUGCAGGGCAGGCCCAAGUCCUCCAGGCGAAACCAGGUGCCACGGUGCAAGUCCGGAGCAUCCUCUUCUUCAUCAUCUUUAUCUUCCUUAUCAUCAUCAUCAAGUGCCCCUCCCAUGUCAGUCCCCUUCUCCGCACAGAAGAGCCUCCAGGACGAGGCGCAGCUCGUCUCUGAGUGCUCCAAGGAGAAUGGAGUUGCAUGGAGUAAACCAGCAGUUGCCUUGGCUAACGGCUCCAUUGAGGCAGCGUCCUCCUGUGUGGCCUGGGAAGGCUGCGCGGACUCUGGGAGUAACACUGUGAUUGGUUCUGGGGCUGAUGGGGUGAGGGCUCCGCCAGUGCCACCCAGGAGGAGAGGAGCAUCCCUGGAAAGCCCCGUCUCCCCUGGCACCGGCUGCUUCUCCAAACUCCAUGACUGGUACGGCAGAGAGGUGGAGGAGCUAAGAGUGGAGUGGCUACAGAGCCAGUGAACUAAUGGAGGUGGAUCACCUCGUUUUCCAGUUUUAUCAUUCCUUCCUCAACAUUCUGCAAUGUUACAGCCUUUCAGACCCAACAGAAGGGAGAGCAAACUGAGACUUAAUUGCAAAUUGCAGUCUUAUCACCAACCAAAUAAUAAAAAAACAAACAUUUUAGACUGAUUCCAGAUCUUGUCUGGCACAGGAGAAUCAAUCUGUCUUAAACAUUAACACUAUCCAUUGAACAAUCCAAGACAUUUUAAAACCCAAAAUAUGCUUUUUUCCACAGUGUCAUUUGCCAAGGACAAUUCAAAAUGUUAAGAAUACAGUAUUUAAAAUGGUAUUCAUUGUCAGUUUUUCUUGCAAGGUGCAAAGAGUUGCAGCCUUAUAGAUUUCUGAAAAAUAGGUUUUUCUAUUAUUAUAUUGCCAAUAUUCACUUCAAAAUGUGCAUGUACAAUUGUUUUUCUGUAAAGCUGCAGGGACCUUAAAUCUAAAAUCACUACAGUUAAGUCUCUUUCUGAUGGAAGGGACAAGCCCUGGAUGGUAAGGAUGUUUUCUGUUAUAUGCAAUAUAUUAUAUGUUAUGAAAUAAAGAGGGCCACAUGAGUAUUGAUCUAAAGUCAUUGCACAAAACAGAUCCACAUGGAUCAGGUUGCUAUAGUGACAUUAACGGUGGCGAGGGAACAGAAAAUCUAGCAGCUUUAUAUCUGAUGAUGUCUAAGCUUUCCUCUCCGGAUGACAAAACAAAAUUAAUUUGUACAGUUGAUGAGAUUUUUUUCACAAUCUAAUGGCAAGAGCACCAAGACAACGAGCAGCUUACAAGUUUUAAAAAUGUAUAAUCUAAAUCUCUAUAAAUAAAUCCAAACAUUUCCUGCAACUCAAACCACUUUAACUCCUAAGCUCACUUUAAUAUGUCGACUUGUAAAGAAAAGAGAAUUUUCCCGGGAUAAGACGUGGUUGUUGGGUGGGCACUAACUAGCCCACAUUCUUCUCCGUACUCCCACAGGGGCACAUCUCACCCCAGAGGCCUUGUGGUUGCUAGGGUCAGAGCAUCCUCUCGACAGUCACCGGGGACCGUAGUGGGUGCUGGAUGUCUUGCUCAGAGCAAUACGCUGGUAUUUUUAGCUCUUGUUAGCCAGCGGCCAGAUGAGGCUGUGUCAUAAGAAUGCUUGUCACUUAGUUCUCGUUUGACUCUGUAUUCCAUAAAUAUCUUUGAAUCUACGGGAGUUAACACAUGUCACUGUUAUUAUGAUCAUUUCAUAUCAUUUCACAUCAGAUGGUCUUAAUUUGGUCAUGCUUUUGGUUUGUUUGUUACAAGCUGGUUAACCUAAAAGUUACUGAAUGAGUGUAACUGUUAGAGGCCUAUACUGUGUGUCUACAUCUAACCUCCUGGUUUGUAUAUAAAUAGUUACUGUUCCAUGUUGGAAAUUAACACCAGCAGUCUGCAAUAUGGGCUUUUUUAAAAUGAUUGCUCAUCCAAUCUCAUAGACGUUUACAUUUUUGUUUUAUAUGUGCCUUCUGUUAUCUUUAUAUUGCACUUGCAGCCAUUACCAUAGGACUACAGUGAUGGCAGGCUUUGACUUUGCUUCUUUUUUUGAUUGUACUCCUCUUCAUUCUUGCAAAGGCUCAUCUGGGUGCAAUCACUUUUUGACAAUGGCUCAGUUACUUCAGUGUGCAUCAAUGCACAGCACUAUCAUUACAAUUACACAACAAUGUGGGAAGAAGCGGUACAGUGUGGAUUGUAUUUUUUCAGAACGAAAGUAUUGAGGCGGUUUGCUUUUGACACCUAUUAUCUAGAAUUAUUGUUGUAAAUCCAAUUUUGUUAACUCCAGAAGAGCAUUAUCCUCAUUACGGAUGACAAUAGUCUGUUUUUUGUACAAUAAUAUUUAAAGGAAUUUGUGAAUGUGUCAAAUAAACCAUAUAAGUGAUAAUGGUUUCUGUCUUCAUGCAGAAGUGCCAAAUGAAGAAUGCAAUCUAAAUGCACAAUAAUAAUUUUUUUCGAUUGACUUCUACAAUUGUAGUACGGUUUUUCAACGUCAUAGUACACAAUAUGAUCAUUAUUUUAAAUAACCAAUAUAUGUAACACAUUGUCCUGAAAAGAUGUAUGCAUUUAUUGUAAACCACUCAAUAAACAGUAUAUUAAAACGUUA
Molecule: messenger RNA, 3295 nt
Organism: Morone saxatilis (striped sea-bass)
Lineage: Eukaryota; Metazoa; Chordata; Actinopteri; Moronidae
Gene: pheta1
Product: PH domain containing endocytic trafficking adaptor 1
Exons: 3
Coding region: 283-1161 (292 amino acids)
Biological process (GO): receptor recycling; retrograde transport, endosome to Golgi; endosome organization
Cellular component (GO): early endosome; trans-Golgi network; recycling endosome
Source: RefSeq, a predicted model, not a curated record